CUCACCCGGGGUUGCUGUUGCUUCCCGGCUGGUUGGUCCGCUGCCGGCCAUGGCCAACGUCUCCAAGAAGGUGUCAUGGUCCGGCCGCGAUCGCGACGACGAGGAGGCGGCGCCGCUGCUGCGGAGGACGGCGCGGCCCGGCGAGGGGUCGCCGCUGCUGAACGGGGCCGGGCCGGCCGCGCGCCAGUCACCUCAUCCUGCAUUUUUCCGGGUUGGACAGAUGAACAACGUGGAGCCGGAUGACGAGCUCCUGGACCCGGAGGUGGACCCUCCCCACCCCUUUCCCAAGGAGAUCCCACACAAUGAGAAGCUCUUGUCCCUCAAGUAUGAGAGCUUGGAUUAUGACAACAGUGAGAACCAGUUGUUCCUGGAGGAGGAGAGGCGAAUCAACCAUACGGCCUUCAGGACAGUGGAGAUCAAGCGCUGGGUCAUCUGUGCCCUCAUUGGGAUCCUCACAGGCCUUGUGGCCUGCUUCAUUGACAUUGUCGUGGAGAACUUAGCUGGCCUCAAGUACAGGGUCAUCAAGGACAAUAUCGACAAGUUCACAGAAAAGGGCGGGCUGUCCUUCUCCCUCCUGCUGUGGGCUACACUGAACUCUGCCUUUGUGCUUGUGGGCUCUGUGAUCGUUGCUUUCAUAGAGCCAGUUGCUGCUGGCAGCGGGAUCCCCCAGAUCAAGUGCUUCCUCAACGGGGUGAAGAUCCCCCAUGUGGUACGGCUCAAGACGUUGGUGAUCAAAGUGUCCGGCGUGAUUCUGUCCGUGGUGGGGGGACUGGCCGUGGGAAAGGAAGGACCAAUGAUCCACUCUGGGUCGGUGAUCGCUGCUGGCAUCUCCCAGGGAAGGUCGACGUCACUCAAACGAGAUUUCAAGAUCUUUGAGUACUUCCGCAGAGACACAGAGAAGCGGGACUUUGUCUCAGCAGGAGCUGCUGCUGGAGUGUCUGCUGCAUUUGGAGCCCCUGUGGGUGGGGUUCUGUUCAGCUUGGAGGAGGGUGCCUCCUUCUGGAACCAGUUCCUGACAUGGAGGAUCUUCUUUGCUUCCAUGAUUUCCACCUUUACUCUGAAUUUUGUUCUGAGCAUCUACCAUGGAAACAUGUGGGACCUGUCCAGUCCAGGGCUCAUCAAUUUUGGAAGAUUUGACUCUGAGAAAAUGGCCUACACCAUCCAUGAGAUUCCUGUUUUCAUUGCCAUGGGGGUGGUGGGUGGCAUUCUGGGAGCUGUGUUCAAUGCCCUGAAUUAUUGGCUGACAAUGUUUCGAAUUAGGUACAUCCACCGGCCCUGCCUCCAGGUGAUCGAGGCCAUACUGGUUGCCGCUGUCACGGCUACAGUAGCCUUUGUGCUGAUUUACUCAUCCCGGGACUGCCAGCCCCUGCAGGGGAGUUCCAUGUCCUAUCCCCUCCAGCUCUUCUGUGCAGACGGUGAGUACAACUCCAUGGCUGCAGCCUUCUUCAACACCCCCGAGAAGAGUGUGGUCAGCCUUUUCCAUGACCCACCAGGCUCGUACAACCCCAUGACCCUGGGCCUGUUCACCCUUGUCUACUUCUUCCUGGCCUGCUGGACCUAUGGACUCACAGUGUCUGCUGGCGUCUUCAUCCCGUCCCUGCUCAUUGGGGCUGCCUGGGGUCGUCUCUUUGGUAUCUCCCUGUCCUACCUCACAGGAGCAGCGAUCUGGGCAGACCCUGGCAAAUAUGCCUUGAUGGGAGCUGCAGCCCAGCUCGGUGGGAUCGUGAGGAUGACCCUGAGCCUGACGGUUAUUAUGAUGGAAGCCACCAGCAAUGUGACCUAUGGCUUCCCCAUCAUGCUGGUUCUGAUGACUGCCAAGAUCGUGGGUGAUGUCUUCAUCGAGGGUCUGUACGACAUGCACAUCCAGCUGCAGAGUGUGCCCUUCCUGCACUGGGAAGCCCCGGUCACCUCACACUCGCUGACUGCCAGGGAAGUGAUGAGCACACCAGUGACCUGCCUGAGGAGGAGAGAAAAGGUUGGUGUCAUCGUGGACGUCCUGAGUGACACAGCAUCUAAUCACAACGGGUUUCCCGUGGUGGAGGACGCAGGUGACACCCAGCCAGCCAGGCUCCAGGGCUUGGUCCUGCGCUCCCAACUCAUUGUGCUCCUGAAACACAAGGUGUUUGUGGAGAGAUCCAACAUGGGGCUGGUGCAGCGGCGGCUGAGGCUGAAGGACUUCCGCGACGCCUACCCACGCUUCCCCCCAAUCCAGUCUAUCCAUGUCUCCCAGGACGAGCGCGAGUGUACAAUGGACCUCUCCGAAUUCAUGAACCCCUCCCCAUACACUGUGCCCCAGGAGGCAUCUCUCCCUCGUGUGUUCAAGCUGUUCAGGGCUCUGGGCCUGAGGCAUCUGGUGGUGGUGGACAACCGCAAUCAGGUGGUUGGACUGGUGACCAGGAAGGACUUGGCCAGGUACCGCCUGGGGAAAGGAGGACUGGAGGAGCUCUCACUGGCCCAGACGUGAGGCCCCACCCUCAGCGGGCAGCGGCACCAUGGCCCUUUUGUGCCUUGUCCUGUGUUCCCUGGUCUCCUGGCCAAAGCCUCGCUUUGGGCAGCACAGCAGCAGGAGCAAGCAUCCUCCAUCCUUGGACCUGGCUGUCAUGUAGGCCUGGCCCUUGUCAUGGGCAGUUGGUUUACAUCCUCAGCACUCCCCAUGUGCCCGGCCCCUCAGACUUUCUCCUUCUUGGGUUCCUUCCCCUUCAGGGAUCAAGUGUGUGUGCAGUUGCACCCCUGGCAGCUGGCUUCCUAAAAGCCAGCAGGGACUGACGUGUGAGUGAGAUGGGCAAGCUGCGCCCUGUUGCUGCUUCUGUGUUGUUUCUGUGGAGGGGUCCCCUCUGAUUGCCAUGCUGCCUGCAUCUUCAGGCACCUCCACUGUAAGGGCUCAAAGGAGCAGGCUCCAUGGGGGAGCCCCAUGUGUGGCCUGUUCUGGGUCUGUGCCUGACUUGGGAGACUCCAGGUCCAGAAGAUGGAGAGAUGGGGUCCGUUCCAGGGUCUUAACUGCUGAGACUCCCCUGAGAGCCUGAGUCCUCCUCCAGAGGGUCCCUGCACUUGAGGACAGCAGCCAGGGAGGCAGGUUUCCUCAGCACCAGGUGGCCCUGGUAUCAGCAGUGACUCACUUCUCCUGGCUGCAACAGCCAGAAAGUGCAAGACCACUGGAGGUGUCCUCCCGAAGGCCUCAGAGGACCCCAGCCCAGCCCAUGGUGACCCUAGGCUGGGGUGACCCUAGGCUCCAAGGGACACUUGGUGAAGGUAAUUUCAGUGUUGUGUUGCUAGCGUGUUUCUGUCCUGUGGAGCACUGGCAGGUCUGUAAUGCUCCCUCCCAGGGAUUGGCCCCUUUUCUGCCCUCCAUGGGGCAUUGAGUGUAUCUGGGUCUGGGUGCAAGAAAUAAGGGACUCUACCCAGAGAGCCAGUGCCAGCUUCCUUUUCCUCUCUCCUCUGCUGGGGUUGUACUGAGCCUAUGGGUCAGGGUGCUUACCGUGGUGAUAACAGGCAUACCACAGCCACCUAGGGUCCCUGUGGGAAGGUAAGCUGCAGACCCAGUCAGGUCUUGGUAAAUAGUCUGGCACCAUCACCUGGGACCCUGGCCUCCUCAUCUUGUCCCCACAGCCUUGCUUUUGGGGAUGCACCAUAGAGCCUGGCUUCUGCCACCAUAUCUGAGUGAUGUUCCCCCAAGCCUGGGCAUGAACACUGGUGGGAGGCUCUUCCCCAGGGAGCCCUCUGUUUACACAAAGCUCGGCACAGCCAGGUCUUGUCCCUGACCCACCUUGCCUGCUCCACUGGGCCCUGGUGGGUGGGUCUGAGUGAUCAGGGCCUGAGGUGUUCUGGGUCCUGGAAGGGGGCAUUUGAGUUGAACCCAAGGGAAUGAAAAACACUGCAUAGGGCCUCAAAGACUUGGUACCAAAAAAAGCACGUGCAAUCUUGUUCACAGUCGUUUUAUGUUAAUUAUAUGUUGAAAUGAUAUUUUGGAUAUAUCAAGUUAAAUAAAAUGAACUAUCAAAACUCACUUCACCCGUCUCUCCUGACUCAAUGAGGCUGCUAGGAAAGCUGAAGUCUCCAACCAGCCCUGUAUGCCCUGGGCAUGUGCCUCCCCACUCUUUGUGACCCAAGGACCAGUGAUGGCUCCUUGUGUCCUCCCUGUCUAUAUAGGCCACAGGCCACCCACCUUGAAAGAUAAACCCUUUGCAAGAAGGAUCCUUCUCUGUGCCCUUUGGAUCCUAUUGGGAACCGGCAGUUGGGAG
Messenger RNA from Castor canadensis (American beaver), 4238 nucleotides. It is a transcript of the gene Clcn7, whose product is annotated as chloride voltage-gated channel 7. The record is from RefSeq and is a predicted model, not a curated record. Gene Ontology annotation, molecular function: chloride:proton antiporter activity. NCBI's taxonomy places the organism in Eukaryota, Metazoa, Chordata, Mammalia, Rodentia, Castoridae. Gene Ontology annotation, biological process: chloride transport; transmembrane transport. Gene Ontology annotation, cellular component: intracellular membrane-bounded organelle; lysosomal membrane.